AAACGGCCCUCUCCAAGGCGUCAAGAGUGAGGCCCUAUGAAACGGCCCUCUCCAAGGCGUUGAGGGUGCGGCCCUAUGAAACGGCCCUCUCCAAGGCGUCAAGAGUGAGGCCCUAUGAAACGGCCCUCUCCAAGGCGUUGAGGGUGCGGCCCUAUGAAACGGUCCUCUCCAAGGCGUUGAGGGUGCGCUCAUUUUUAUUUUAUUUGUCGGAAGGGAAAACCGACCUGUGGUCAUGGCGGUUCAUGGAUGACCACCAAAAAAUUCGGGAGUAAGUGCAGCCUUUCUAAUCUAUUGUUUGUAAAUGGGUAAUGUAGUACACAAGCCUGACGUGAACAGCGAGUAAAUUCAUGCGUGGGCUUCUGCAGAUGGGCGGCCCACGUGGAGGCCUCCAACCGAGCUGUGACCACAGCAGAUUUUUACCUGCGCAACGCCGCCCAGUUCCUCCAAUACUUUUCAGAGACGCCGCCGAGACACAGCCGCCUGUCAGCCGUGCAGGUGGUGGCGAUGCGGCGUACUCUGAAGAAGGUGUUGGCGGACCUCAGAAAGAAGGUGGUCCUGAGGCAGGUGGAGGUCAAGGCGGCAAAGAUGGACAGGAUCAUCUUUGCAAAAAACAUGUUGCGCUGCCGGGAGGUGGCGAGACACAGCCGCCUGUCAGCCGUGCACACAUCGUGGAGAAGGACCCCACAACCCCGAACCGCAACCGUUUUUACGGUUACCUCGUGGCCUUUGUGGUCGCGCUCUACGGCCACCGCCCAGGAGUCCUAGUCAUGACGACAAUGAAUGAGUGUUCAGUGUGUGGCCGCGUCUACACGGCCAUGUCCUAUCACUUGGUCACACGGCAUUUGGUGAUAAACACAGAGGAGCGGGCGAUUCUGCUAAACUUGGCGUCAGGGAGGACGCCAAUAAGGAGUGACCCUUGUCCAGCUGUGGGCUGUGCAUACCACAGCUCACAGCUGGACAAGCACUUAAAGGGCCACUCAGAGCUGACCCCUGCGCAGCGUGCGCGACUUUUGAAGUCGGCCAAGGAGAGGAAAGCCCUCAGACUGCUGGCAGAUCUGAGGGCCACCAACCCGUCUGUGCCAAUGGCCACAGCGCUGGACCUCGCCCAGGAGGAAGGCCAGGUGGGGGAGGCACCCCAACCCCAACAGGAGGCACCGGGGGAGGAGGAGGAUGUUGGCGAAGAGACCUGGGCUCUUAGCCAAGAGGUCCGCAGCGUCCGGGCCAAAGUGGCGACGCUGACUCGGGCACUGGCGAGUGCCCGGCGGUGGGGGAGGCUGCAAUCCUUGCAUCUCAGGCGGGCCACCGGGCCCCCAUCUUUGCCUCCCCUGAUGGCUGGACAGGGCAGGCGGAAGGCCACCUACCCUCGGGCUGCGUGGCUAGAGCUGACAGAGGAGUAUAAAUGUCCAUGUUGCAGUUACACCACCAAUGUCUUGUAUAAGAUGAGACUUCACCUGGAUAACCACAUGCAGCUUGCUGUGCGAUUCAAAGCCGCCACCAUCACACAGUCUCCAGCCUCUGCACCAGCUGCCACCAUCACACAGUCUCCAGCCUCUGCACCAGCUGCCACCAUCACACAGUCUCCAGGUCCUGCAGCAGCCGCCACCAUCACACAGUCUCCAGCCUCUGCACCAGCCGCCACCAUCACACAGUCUCCAGCCUCUGCACCAGCUGCCACCAUCACACAGUCUCCAGCCUCUGCACCAGUUGCCACCAUCACACAGUCUCCAGCCUCUGCACCAGCUGCCACCAUCACACAGUCUCCAGCCUCUGCACCAGCUGCCACCAUCACACAGUCUCCAGCCUCUGCACCAGCCGCCACCAUCACACAGUCUCCAGGUCCUGCAGCAGCCGCCACCAUCACACAGUCUCCAGCCUCCGCAGUUCCACCGCCUCCACCUCCUCUCAUUCGCAAGAACAGAGAAACAUUAAUGUGUCCACACUGUAGUCAAGUUGUCAACAGGAGGAAUGUGCGAGUGACCAACUCAACGGAGAGGAGCAUCCUGCUCCAGCUGGGGAUGGGCAGGAUACGCAUCCGCACAGAACCCUGCCCAGUGCCAAGCUGCUCCUAUCGAAGCUCACGCUUGGAUAAGCACCUGGCAGGCGGCCAUUCUGAGCUCACGACGGCAGAGAGGGAGAAGUUGUCAGCAGACGCCAAGCGCAUCAAGGCUCUGAGCCUACUCAGAGCCCUCAGAGCCUCCAACCCCCAACCACCCAUGGUGUCGACGCUCGACAUCGAUGAGGGUGACGAGGUCGUCGCUGACGAAGGCGGCCCGGACGAGUGUCAAGAGCCAGGAUGUGCCGCGGUCAGGCGGGAGAACGCGAGCCUGAAGGCCCAGGUGAAAUCCCUCGGACGGGAGCUUGAGAUCUCCCGGCGGAGGAGCCGAGCCUUGGCCAGACGGCUGAGGCGGUUGAACCCAGGAGCGCCGAUUUCUGAGGAGGAGGAGGAGCCGGCCGAGCCUGACGUCGAGCCGCCGCAGCCCGAAGGCUCAGAGGAGGAGGAGCCUGAGCCUCAGCCUGUGCCGUCCGGGUUGUCGGCGAAGACGCCCACGCCAGCCACCGCCAGCCGCCGCCGGGGUCAGCGAGGGGCCACCAGCCGCCGCCAGCGUGCGCCAAACGUCACCGCUCCAUCGCCCGCCGCGCCAACAGUGCCAGCCCAGGUUGUCAAGAAAGAGCCAAUUUCCACAACAGCCGCCGCCACGCCAGCCGCCGCCAAGCUAGCCGCUGCCAAGCUAGCCACCGCCACAACAGCCGCCGCCACGACCGAGACAGAAUUCGAGGAUGUCUCAAAGGGAAAGGGCCGUGCCUCAGGCCUGCGAAACAUCAAAUUUCCAGAGUCAAUCGAGGCCUACCUGGCAGAAUACCAGGCCCACCACUCGGGCACAGCGAGCAGCGGCAGAGCGAGGGAGACGGCGCUCUCAAAAGUCUCAAGGGUGAGGUCUUUCCUGUUUUUCCUGGCUCAAAGGAAAAAAGACGUAUGGAAUUGGCUUUUCCUCGACAACCCCGGCGGCUUGAGGCGCUGGGUGGAGAAGCUGCAGGAGGGGAACAGAGCCGUCACGACGGUCAACUUUUACCUCAGAAACGUGCAGCAGUUCCUAAAAUACUUCAAAGACACCAAGCCAAAGCUGUGCCGACUGAGCCACACCCAGAUCGUGGGGGUGGUCAGAGGGGUGGACAAGGCCCUCCGCGACUUGAGGAAGAUAGAGGUGAAGAGGGUGAAAAUGACCAGGGUGGUCUCCCCGGCCAACCUCAAAAUCUGCAGGGAAAUGGUCCGGAAGAAAAUUCCCAAGUGUUUGAAAGCCCUAGCCGAGGACAACUGCAUAGAAGCCCUAGCCGAGGACAACUGCAUAGGCAACAGGCAGAGGUUCUACGGGUAUUUUGCCACAUGGGCCGAGAAGCAGGGCUGCGUCGAGGAGGGCUACAUCGUCAAUGUGGACGACCACAAGACGGCGCACUCCUUCGACGCAGCCCAGCUCUUCCUCUGGCUGGGGGACUGGGUGGCCAUGAGGGGGACGGCCCAUCCCCAACCUCGAAAGGACAACAAGCUGCUCUUUUUCACUUCAGGCAGGGGUCCUUCAAAGGAUAUGAACAGCCAUCGGAACAUGGGCCUACCGGGGAGGCCCAUCUACACCGACAUAAGAAUGGCGGUGUCCAGUUAUGCCAAGAGGGUGCACGGAUCAAAGAUCCGCAAUGUCAUGACACAAUACAUGUGUCAUGACACAAAAACGGCCGACAAAUUUUACGCCCUCUCCCUGAACGUCGCAGAGUCCCGGCUGAUGAGGGAGCGGUUCGACGCGACCACUUCGGAGAUGGCCAUCAAAAAAAUGACGGCGCAGAGGCUUUCCCACGCCGGCCGGAAGCCGGAGCUCCCCUCCUCCUCCAGCGAGGAUGAAAAGGCGUCCGCCUCCACCUCCGCGCCCUCCUCCCCCGCCUCCGUGGCCACACCCUCCGUCCCGAGGAAGCGGACAAAGAAGACGGACCGCCGGUCCAGCACCUCCAGCUACCAAGAGUCCGGCAGCUCGGUCCUCAACGAGGAACUCGAGGACAUGGAGCGGGCCCUCCGAGAGCUGGACCGGGACUCGUCUGACUCUGAGGUGGCCGCAGAGGAGGCGGCCAAGGAAACGACUCCCAAAAAGGUCCGCAGGGUGGUGCCCAUGGUGUGA
Messenger RNA from Alosa sapidissima (American shad), 4160 nucleotides. RefSeq lists its product as uncharacterized. The transcript has 12 exons. Bases 348 to 4160 code for a protein of 1270 amino acids. Gene Ontology annotation, biological process: mRNA 3'-end processing. Gene Ontology annotation, cellular component: RNA polymerase II, holoenzyme. The record is from RefSeq and is a predicted model, not a curated record. NCBI's taxonomy places the organism in Eukaryota, Metazoa, Chordata, Actinopteri, Clupeiformes, Clupeidae. Gene Ontology annotation, molecular function: RNA polymerase II complex binding.